Messenger RNA from Tachysurus fulvidraco (yellow catfish), 769 nucleotides. RefSeq names its product baculoviral IAP repeat containing 5a (gene birc5a). The transcript is spliced from 4 exons. The record is from RefSeq and is a predicted model, not a curated record. Bases 74 to 502 code for a protein of 142 amino acids. NCBI's taxonomy places the organism in Eukaryota, Metazoa, Chordata, Actinopteri, Siluriformes, Bagridae.
AAACCUUACACGUUGACCGUUACACGUGUUUGUGUCAUUCUGCGAAACGUCGUUACGAAGUUACGUCGUAAACAUGGACCAAAUUAACGAUGAUCCCACAAAGUUGUAUUUUUAUGAAAACAGGCUUUUAACUUUCGAUGGUUGGCCAUUUCAGGAAGACUGCGUUUGUACUCCUGAGAACAUGGCUAAAGCAGGCUUCAUCCAUGUGCCCUCUGAGAACUGUCCUGAUCUUGCACAGUGUUUCUUCUGUCUUAAAGAGCUGGAAGGCUGGGAACCAGAUGAUGAUCCUGAGAAGGAGCAUAAAGCACAUUCAUCCAGUUGCAAUUUCAUCACAUUGAAGAAGCCUGUGGAAAGUCUAACUGUGGAGGAGUUUCUCAGGCUUCAGAAAGAGAGGCAGAAAUGUAUUAUUAAAAAUAUGUGUGGCCAGGCCAUUGAAAAAUUUGAAGAAGCUGUGAAGUUGAAAAGAGGACAGAUCAUCCAGUCUGCCAUGGGUGAAGAAUGAGGAGGAUAAAGACCUUGCUGCCGUUCUUGCUUUUCACAAGACACGUUAUUUCCAAAUGUCCAUAAUUUAAUCUAUUUUGGGAAAAUAAACUCCUUUGGGUAUGUAAAGUUUGUAUAUAUGUAUGUGUAUAGUCUGUUUCUAUAGACUUUAUUUGGACCGGACACUGGAAUGUUCCAGUUCUUCCACUAAUGAACCUUCAUUUUAAAAUCGUGACUGAUUUAGUGAGUCACAUUGCAUAAGUAUAAAUAAAGUUUAUACUGUAUAAAA